CCUCCAGUCAGCGCGGGCCUUACUCAGCCUCGCUCGGCCGUAGCAACAGCUCCGGCUGCGGCCCGCCCUCCUCUCCUCCGCUCCUCCUCCGCCCGCGGCCUGUGGAGCUCCCGCUGCCGCUUCCCGGUACCGCUGCCCGGCGGGCCCUUGGCUGCCGUGGGCGGCUCCUCCGGGCCGGGAGGCUCCUCCGGGCCGGGCAGCGCCCCUGCGGUCUCCACCGUGGGAUGUGUGUCGGUGUGGUACCGGCUUGCCUGCGGUGCUUGUCCUUUAGUUCAUGCCUCAGCCUCCAAGGCUCGUAAAGUCAACACCGCUAAAACUGGCAAACCUGGACAUGAUCUCUCCCGCCUUUUAAUAAUUGGUCUGGAGACUUCCACCAGCGGAGGGAUGGAGGUGCCUCUGGAGUCGGCUUUGUAAUUCAGGAAGAUUUCCUCGCAGCAAGUUGGAUAAAGUUUCUUUCUAGGGUGUAACUGCUGCUGAAGGAGGAUUUUAAAGGAGGGCUGAUGACAACAAAAGCAAACUCUCCUGUGACAGCAGGAUCUAUAGUUGUCCCUUUAGGGCAUGUCAUUGGAAACGAGAAGUGGAGAGGGUCGGAGCUGGCCCAAAGGCUACAAGGGAAAGUUAGACUCAUCUUUGAAGAUGGCUUGGAAUUGGUGGACUUUCAUCUUCCAAACAGAACUUGCAUUUUACUUAUUUCUGAAGCAGAUUUGGUUGCAGGGGAUGAAUUCAAACGAAGAUUGGUGAAGUUUAGAAAUGCCAGCAGUCUGAGGGGAAUUGUAAUCGUAGAGAAAACCCCAAUCAGUGAUCAGUACUACCUAGGAGUGCAAAAACUUGUGGUACUCGAACUUGGCAUGGUGUUGCUUCCUGUGGCAAAUCAAGGAGAAGCUUCUCAGCUUAUUAUUCAACUAGUGCGGGAGCAGAGCCGGGAUCGCGGCUCCAACCCGUUCGUGGGCCGGCAGCGCGGGCGGCCGGCGGAGCCCGCGGUGCUGCAGGCGCUGCAGCGCAUCCCCGGCGUGGGCAGAACUAAAGCUCUGCUCCUGCUGCAGCGCUUCGGGAGCAUCCACCGCCUCUGCAACGCGGACAGCCAGGAGCUGGAGCAGGCAGUUGGAUCAACAGCAGCUCAACAGAUUUAUACUUUUCUACAUUCCUGACGUGCACGUGCAGUGGUGCUUUCCAAAACAAAACCUUGCGAUUUUUCUUCUGAAUUGCAACAUUUUCACUGUAAUAAUCACAUAUCAUGCUGAUUUCUGUAAUCAUAGCUAGCAGCAACUGGCCUCUGAUGCUUCUUUUUUACAUCUGCUCUGUUCAUGUAGAUUAAGCUGUGGAAAUUGCCUUGGAAAGAACUCUGUGUAUUUUGUAUCUAUCUGGAACAAAUAAAAAAGAAGAAAUCUC
Zonotrichia leucophrys gambelii is the source of this 1389-nucleotide messenger RNA. RefSeq names its product FA core complex associated protein 24 (gene FAAP24). The record is from RefSeq and is a predicted model, not a curated record. Gene Ontology annotation, molecular function: chromatin binding. The transcript is spliced from 5 exons. The coding region runs from base 501 to 1148 and encodes 215 amino acids. NCBI's taxonomy places the organism in Eukaryota, Metazoa, Chordata, Aves, Passeriformes, Passerellidae. Gene Ontology annotation, cellular component: Fanconi anaemia nuclear complex. Gene Ontology annotation, biological process: interstrand cross-link repair.